GGCUCAGUUCAGAUCAUAUUGCAACGGUUGGAACACAGCUCGCAAUCGUUCCGUGUUCCUUACGUCUUUUUACCUGAUUAAAGGUAAUAUCGCGCGCGGACGAGUGUCGGGCAAAUGUUCUGGCGUAUCAAUUAAUGUAUGCGAGUGCGAUUAAACGCGAUGUCAUUCGAUAUUCAUCGUCAACGUCCAGCGUCCAUUGUGCCGCGUUGAAAACACAAUAUCCGAUGAAUCGAAUGGAGCAAUCAAAGGUAGUCGCAUUUAUUUAACGAAAGCAAAGCUUUGAAACACAAAACUUCUGCUGUUACAUUCGUUCCUCGGUGAAUUCUUGCCUCUCACUUAUAUUAGCACGCCGUAUCUCGCGAUAAGUUGAAGGGGAAGGGGCAUUGGUAACGACUAAUUUAGUGCGAUACUGUAUCAAUGUAAUGUUAGGUAUGUUCGUUUCAACUCAACUAAUUGCACUGGAACUUUGUCCUUAUUCCCUUCAACGCGAGUUGAAUAUAUACUUAUUUCACUCUACAGAUAAAAAGUGCAACCUAGUUUAGUUGGAAAGAACAGACCCAGAUAGCACAAACUUCCAAAAGACGUCUUAAAUAUGUCUAAGAGACAUGUCUGAACAAGAUGUCUAUUAGACGUCAAAAGACUUUAUGUCUUUAAUGAUCGUUUCUAUAUCGAUUAAAUCUCAUUCUGAAUUUAAACUCUAUAUUCAGAGCAUCAAUCAUGAAUCUUUUUAAUGUAAAUUCGAUCAUACUUAUCAAUCGUGUAAUUUCUUUUCUUAGUAUAAAAUUAUGUAAAGUGAAUAAUUUUGCAACACUUGUAGGCGAUUGUAAAUUUUUUCUUCCUAUGUCAACUCAUGAAAAGUGAAUAUUUCCAUAUAUCUUUAGGUUAGAUUUAGAUAAGGUUAGAUUUUUCACGAAUUCAGGGGAAAAGAUUCAUGAUUGACCCACAAACCAGGAUGUAAACUUAGAUUAAAGUUUAAACGACGUCGGUAAAGACGGGCAUAAGACAUCUGUUAGAAGUUUUUGGGAACUUGUUGUUUUAUCGGUGUCUCAGAGCAUUAUGACUUUUCAAUUCACGUCAAUACUCUUCACGUCCGUAUCAAACUAUAAAUUAAAGAUUACAAUCGGACUAAUCAGGUAAUUUAAAGCUUGCUUCCAUUUGCUUGGUCCGAUUGUAAUCCUUAAUUCAUAGUCCAAUACGGACAUCAGUAUUGACGCAUCAAAAAAUGCUAGACAUUUGAAAUUCUCGUCUCAUUACGCCGUCGACCGUGUAGAAUCGCUAGUGUCGAGCGGCGCACGCGCGCGUGGACGCGACCGUCUCUAAUAGCUACGCACUCUAUGGCGGAUGGGCGGCCGGCCGCGCGCGCGUAGGCAGCGCCGCCUCAGUGGAACUUCGGCCGCAGUCGCGAGCGUCUCGGUAGUUCUCGGCACCGACCGAGCGCGGAGUCAACUAGUCGGCGUACGAUUAGACGUGAGAUUGGAAGGAACUCUUCGCGAACGCAUUUGUGUACGCGCGCGCGCGCGUGCCGCUCGUUUGCCAUUCGCCUGUCCCGCGUAACGUGCGUGGAAAAGUGUGUUGUGUGUGUGUUACGAUACGUGCCGACGUGUGUGUGUGUGUAUCGGUCCGCACGGCAGCGAUGUGCACUCGCGCAUGCACGUAUGCGUGGUGACCCGCGCUGUCCGCCAAGAAGGAGAGCGAUCAACUGCUGUCUGGCUAUGCGUGCUCGCGGCUGUCGGCGGUGUUAGCUUGCUGUGUGACCAUGUCGCGAAAAUAAUCGCGCCGGGCCAGUGUCUCUCGCUCUCCCUCUGUGCCCCUCUGUCCUUCUCUCGAGCUCCGCGCGCGAACGCCAAGAGAAGGUGUCCGGACACGCACCAAGCAGCCGUCUCUCUGUCUCGUUUCCUCGUUCCUACGUCACUUAUCUCUCCCUGUCACCCUUUCUCAUUCUCUCCUACACACAUAUACACGCACUCUCCAGCGCUUGUCUCUCUUUCUCUCGCUCCCUGUCACUCGCCGCAUCGGGAGGACGUUAGUACCGUGCGUCACGGGAAACAGCACGCUCAGUAGGAGAAGCGGAAAGGUGACUGGGGUGUACCGCGGAAUUCAUGGUGAGGGACGACGGGUGAGGUGAACGGUGCCGCGGAGUGAAUAGUGCGCGCGGUCGCCGAAGACGACAACGACGACGACGACGACGACGACGACGACGACGUCGACAACGACGAAGCGAGGGGGAGCCGCGGCGAGAGGUGGAGGAGGCGGAGGAGGAAGAGGAGGAGUGAUCUGCCGAAGGGACAACCUCGCUUGCAGCUGGGCACCCGGGGGGGUGGGGGGUGGGGUGGGGGCGGGAGACGAAGCAACUGACAAGUGGAAAGGAAGAAAGAGAGAGAGGAAAGAUGCCGGGCCUAAUCGCCGUGAGCGAGUUCGUCGAGGAGACGAGGGAGGACUACAACUCGCCCACCACGUCCACCUUCGUCUCGCGGAUGCCACAGUGCAGGCAGACCAUCACGUCCCUGGAGGAGACCUUGGACUUCGAUAGGGAUGGCCUCACGAAGCUGAAGAAGGCCAUUAAAGCUAUCCACAACUCCGGAAACGCUCACGUGGACAAUGAGGUGUACCUGGGCAGAGCAUUGGAGAGACUUGGCGACGCCGCCCUCAAGGAGCAGGAACCGGACAUCGGCGCGGCGUUUCUCAAAUUCGCGGUCGUCACGAAGGAACUGAGCGCUCUCAUGAAGACUUUGAUGCAAAACAUCAAUAACAUCGUGAUGUUUCCGCUGGACUCGGUGCUGAAAGGCGACCUGAGGGGCGUGAAGGGCGACCUGAAGAGGCCCUUCGAGAAAGCGUGGAAGGACUACGAGGCCAAGUACGCGAAAAUCGAGAAGGAGAAGAAGCAGCACGCGAAGGAGGCCGGUCUGAUUCGUACAGAAGUUACGCCCGCUGAGAUCGCCGACGAAAUGGAGAAAGAGAGACGGUUGUUUCAGUUGCAAAUGUGCGAGUAUCUGAUCAAAGUGAACGAGAUCAAAACGAAGAAGGGAAUCGAGCUGUUGCAGCAUCUAGUCGAAUAUUACCAUGCGCAAACCAAUUAUUUUCAGGAUGGCUUGAAGACGAUCGAGCACUUCGGCUCUUACGUGGCCGAUCUCAGCGUGAAGUUGCAAAAGAUCAGACAGACGCAGGACGAGGAGAGAAGACGACUAACGGAACUUAGGAGCCUCCUCAGGAGCUCCGGAUGUGACAAAGAGUUAAAUGCGAACGCGAACGCUGGCUACUCGUUGCACCAGCUGCAGGGGGACAAACAGCACGGCGUCACGCGUUCCGGCCACCUGCUGAAGAAGAGCGAGGGCAAAAUGAGGAGAGUCUGGCAAAAGAGACGGUGUGCCGUGCAGGCGGAGGGCUACCUUGACAUCUGCCACGCCGACGAGAACAAGCCGCCCACCCGGGUGAACCUAUUGACUUGCCAGAUCAAGCUAGUGCCGGACGACAAGCGAGGCUUCGAUCUCAUAAGCUACAAUAGGACAUACCACUUCCAAGCGGAGGACGAGGCGGACCAGCGCGCGUGGAUGUCGGUCCUGGUGAAUUGCAAGGAACGCGCCCUGCUGCGCGCGUUCGACGCGAGCGGCAAGGCGGAGGCCGGCAGCGGCAAUCCCAGCCUCGUGGAGUUGCAGCAAGCCGUCAUACGAUGCGUGAUGCGGUUACCCGGAAACGAUCAGUGCUGCGAUUGCUCCUCGCAAAACGACGCCACGUGGUUGUCCACGAACUUCGGGAUAAUAGUGUGCAUAGAGUGCAGCGGCAUCCACCGGGACUUGGGUGUGCAUAUAUCGCGAAUACAAUCCCUCACGCUGGACAACGUGGGCACCGCUCAGCUGUUGCUCGCGCGGCACAUGACCAAUCAGGCGUUCAAUGAGGUGAUGGAGGCGACAUUACGUCAUAAUCUCAAGCCGUCGCCGACGUCGACGAUGGAGGAGAGGUAUGAGUUCAUACGUGCCAAGUAUGUGGAGAAGAGAUAUGUGAUGAAUACGUGCGCGGACGAGCGUGAUCUACUUUCCGAUUUGGAGCACGCCGUUAACAAUCGCGAUCUGCAGCAACUUCUGCAAGUCUACGCCGAGAACGUAGAUUUGGCAGCGCCGUUGCCAACAUCGGAUGUGGGCGAGACGGCGUUACACUUGGCUAUCUUGCGCGAAAUGGGCAGCAGUCUACACAUCGUGGACUUCCUAGUGCAAAACAUGCCGACCGGUGGUAUUGAUCGGACGACCAUCGACGGCGAGACCGCGCUACAUCUGUCCGCGCGACACGACCGAGCGGAGGCGAUGAAGCUACUGUUGCGAGCGGGCGCGGAUCCGUCGCAUCGAAACAAACAGGAUAAGACUCCGCUGGACAUUGCGCAGGAAAUGGGACACCACACGUGCAAGGAAUUGCUCAGUCAUGCUCUUCAAAGGCAGAAGACAUUGUUCGAUAACGUGAAUAUUGACUGGAAUCUUUCUCACGAUGAGGGUUCCACGGACUUCUCCGAUGAUGAAACAAUAAUAGAAGACAGAAACGGAUGUCUUACGCCCGAGAAGAAAUCACGCAGCAGACCACCGUCCUACGCGGGAGGCGGUGGCAUGGGGUCCGGCGAUUCGCCGGUAACGCUACGCAGUCGGAGCAGCACCUGCGACAGUCUACAGAGCGGAUCCUCUCCGAGUGCCUCGACGAAUCGCCAGCAAAUGCCUCCGCCGCCGCCGCCGCAAACGAGGAAACCCGUAGUCGUACCCACCCCCAUGGUGCCGGAUAUUUCAGUGAACAUCCACGGUUCGCUGAAGAAACGAGUAGCGCCGCCGCCGCCGCCCGCCGGAAACGCCAGCAUCUUACCGUCGUCGCACUACGGUACGCUACCCACGUUGGCUACGUCGACGCACAGUCGUACGACCAGCGAACCGAUUUUAGCCGGCCACACUUUACACACUCUACCGCAUACGUUGAACACACUAAAUAGCCAACAUCAUAAGAGAUCACCGAGCGGCGACUCGUCGACCGGACACGGUAUGGACAAGGCGAACAGUUCGACUCUGCAGAGACCGCGAAACCCGCCACCUCCAGCUCCCUCCGGCGUCACGUCCAGACUCAGCAACGGACGUAGCAGCGAGUCGCUGAGUUCCAUGUGCUCGGACCAUGGUCUGGGCAAUCCCAUUCCUCCGCCGCGCAAGCGAAGGGACCGGUCCAGGCUAGAGAGCUACGCCGAGGAGCCUUCAUCUUUGCUCCCAAAUCUGAAUCUGCCGACGUCGUCGACUUUGAGCGGCCUUCGACGUUGCCGAGCGUUGUACGACUGCGAGGCCGACAACGAGGACGAGCUAUCGUUCCGCGAAGGCGAGGUGAUCAUCGUGACCAACGAACAGACUGAUGACGACAAUUGGAUGGAGGGUGCGCUGGAACGGGCGCCAGAGAGACGGGGCAUGUUCCCCAUCAGCUUCGUGCACAUGCUGCAAGAUUAACAUUCGGUAAGCCUGAACUCGUUGGCGAGUGUCUCUAGCACUGCCAGCUCGAUGAGCGUCGCCAGUCUCGGCCGACGAAGCUGGCUGAGGAAACCGAAGGAGUGAAGAACCGUAACGGAGCGCGGAAGUCACGCCGCUCAGAAGCUAUUCUCCGUUUUCUUCGUCGUCCACGGAGACUCAGACAGCCAUACAAGCGUCCGGAUAGAACAUCAAACGUCGAUGAGUGCCGUCACCAAGUGAAGAGGUUCUCUCUUUGUUCCUCGAGUUCCUUAGGAAAAAGUUGUAGGAGGAAGUGAGAGUAGCGCUGCACCAGUAGGAGGCAGUUCUUAAAAAGAUCAAUGCCCGAUUUCACCAACGAUUAACUCUUAAUCUGAGCUUAAACUGUCUCCAGAUAAAGACUUGAACUUAGGUUAAAGUUUAAUCGACGUUUAAAGACGUUGGUAGCAUCGGACCUUAGCUGUUUAGCGGAGUACAGUAGUAUAAGCUCGUGUUACUUACAUUCUUAUUCUGCUCGGCGGUUUAAUCAACGUCAUCAGUUGGAGUUGCAUUAUACGCGAGAGUUUCAUAGCUUGUUAACUAUUUUUUAGACACUGAAGGCUCCUCAAACUUUCUCUCUACCGCGGCACAGAGUUAUCCCUGCUGAUGCAACGGUAUCUCGCGUCUUCCGAUAAUUCGAUUGCUUCAGAUCAAUCGGGUAAAUAGAUUUAUAAAUAGGAUUCUAACCGAUUUCCUCUUCGUACGCGAUGCGAAAACCAUUGACAUGUUCUAUUGUUUCGUUCGAAAAGAGUUACGAGAGUAAUGUUUAAUCUGCAUCCUCGAUUCAAAGUCAGCGGACACAUCGAAGUAGAUCACUGAGCCGGAUACGUCCGAUACGUACAAUCUCGAGCAUGUUAAUGCUGACCGGUGCGUCUGCUCAGUCGGGAAAUUUGUUCCCGUGAUAUUUGGGAAACAUGUUCUCUCGCUUGCGCAAAUCGUUUUAGUGCAGUUCAAUGAUUUUAUUUCGCAAAAUUUUACUACUCCCACGGGCAAAUGCAUCGCAGACAGCAUAAAAACAUGCGAUUGUACGUUCGAUUGCGCAUGUAACAUGUGUUAGGGAUGUUGUCUUUAAUAGAGCCGGAUGUUGGUGUUUUAUGCUGGGUGACAAUCAUAUCGAGAACCGCGUGAGAGAAGGCGGACGUCACGUUUGAUGAUGAAUCCUCUCGGAGACUUCACGAGACUGUAUUCAAGCUUUCAGAUAUGCCAUUACUAUUAAUUAAUUUUGACUCACAAGUUUCAUACUGGGGAGAAAUUCUUUGCUAUUUACCUCCCAGAUUGAAACUGAAUAGGCUGAAAUUAAUCGGGAAUUAAUUUGUCUCAGCAUUCAGGUGAAUGUGAUUGGCAAUGGCACGGUUUUGCUCUUUGCGAAACUACUCUCGGCAUAGCGAAACGCGAGGAAGAGGAAACUGAUUGACCGUACAAAUGUCGCAAUAUGCGUGCUUGUGUGUAUGUGUGUGUGUAUGCGCGCGUGCGCGCAUAAGCAUGUGCCAGAACAUCUGCAAGUUCUCGGUGUUUGUCGCGAAAUGUUGUGUCUAAAAAGUUUAUAUGUAGAUUUUAUGUAGUCAGAGACGUAUUCGUCUACUAAUUGCUCUUUGCAUAGAUAUAUAUCACAGUACACACAAAGUGUAAUUUAGAUACAAAUUAGAGAAAUCCGGCUGACAAAGUAUGGUACACGACGUUUAAUCGCUGACGACGUCGGUAAAGAAAAAAGAAAAAAGAGAUAAAAACAUACGUCGCGCGCUGCAGCGGGUUGGAAAUACGUUAAAAACGGAUAUAUAAAUACAUAUAUAUAUAUAUAUAUAUAUAUAUAUAUUACUAUAUAUAUAUGUACAUACAUAUACAUAUGUGUAUGUGUGUGUGUGUGUGUGUGUAUAUAUAUAUAUACAUACAUAUAUAUAUAUAAAUAAAAGAACGAUCCUCUCAGCUGCGGAACCGACGCUAAAAUGUGAUACAUAAUAUUUCAGAGUAAAUUGUUAAUACUGCGAGACGACCGCGUGCAACAAGCUACAAGCCGAACGGCAUUUUUCGAACACUGAUUAAUCGAUUUCAGCGUAGCGUAUUCGAUUUACACGACUGGAAAUCACGCAGAUCGCGAACGGGCGUCUCCAUUGACAGGGAGAAUUUAACGGCAAAUAUUGAUAUAAUAGAUAAUCACGUUGCUAGUUGAAUAUUGUAUCUGGGUUGAAUUCGCGAUGAACGAGCCUUGAUUAUUAUCGAUCACAAGGAGCAGAAGGAGGAGGAAGAGGAGGUCUGAGCUCUCGAUGUCGAUGUACUACUCGUCUGAGAAAUAUCUGUGGCACACUCUCACGAUACUCCGAUCGACAAUUGCGCCGGCGAAGCGAGAGAGAAACAUGUAACGCGGUUCACAUGGUUUCGGUGUCUCUCAACGUCCGUAUGUUCUAUUGAUCUGGCGCACAAUUCUUUUUUCCGUACUGCCAUUAACGGAUCGAUUUAACGUAGGGAUAGGAAGGCGAAGUUGUUGCAGUCAUAGAAACCCGCAACUCGUAUCUCGCAUUCGGCGCUGAACGCGGCCGUCUGAUUUCAGGUCCGUAUUAAUAGCCAUCGCUUGAAACUUGUAUCGUAUGAGGUACUCAGAUUUGAAUUAAGAGUUAGAUUUUUUUACUUGAAUCAUAUAAUACAUGAGACAUUACGUUUAUAAUCGUGAUUCAGCUAAAACAUCAUAUCUAAAUUCAAAUUUGAACAUCUCACCUGAGGCAAUUUUUAAGUACUGGCUAUUGAUACGAGUCUAAAGUCCGUAUUAAUAGUUAUUACUUGAAACUUGCUUUAAAUGUAGGAUUUUCAUAUUUAAGUUUAGAGUUGGAUGUGAGUUCUUCAGUGGAAUGACGAUCAAACAAACGUAACGUUGCAUAUAUCAUACGGUUUACUUGAAAAAUUUAGAUCUAACUUUAUAUUAAAAUCUGAAUAUCUCACAUGACAGUUUCAAGUAACGACUACUGAUACGGGUCUAAGGCCCGGUUGCAUCAAUACGUUAUUUUGGUUUUAAAUGAGACUUAAAUAUAUACUUAAUAUGUCUGUCUUUAUUUAUUUAGAAAGAAAGAUAAAGAUAGAUAUAUAUUUAAGUUUCGCUUAAAGCCAAAGUAAUGUUGGUGCAACCAGGCCUUAGGCUCGUAUUAAUAGUCGUUGCUUGAAACUCGCUUCAAGUGAGAUACUCAUAUAUUAUGUUUAGAGUUAGAUGUGAGUUUUUCAGUAGAAUCGCGUUUGCAAAUGUGUCACGUAUAUCACGUGUUUCAACCGGAAAACUCAGAUCCAACUCUAAAUUCAAAUCGGAAUAUCUCGAUAUCUCAAUGAGAUAAGUUUCAAGUAACGAGACUUAAUACAGAUCUAAGACACGUAUAUGUAGAUACCGCUACAUACGAGACAAAUCCGAGAAUCGCGCCGAAUGCGACCGGCACGGACGCGUUACGGUUCGUAGUUUCGUAGAAUUUCGCGAGAGUUAAUUGAAUCUAGCGUAAAAAUGAAGAACGGAGGAAGCGAAUUUAACGUCAACGGUCGUCACACAAGAUGUUAUACAACCGAUAUUGCAUGACACUCGAUAGUAUUAUUAGCGUACUCGACUUAAGAUCGUUACGACUGUGUGUACAUUUUUUCGUAAUGCCAUACUACAAAGUGUUAGUCGAUCCUCGAGUAGAGAAUAUACCAGGAGAGAGAGAGGAGAGAGGGGAGAGCCGGGGGUUCGAAAACCAAUCGACCGUCGAUAUGUGUCACGAAAACGUAAAAGACACGUGUGUAGCACGACGGACGAGAGAAGUUUCUUUCACUGUCGCAAUAUAUUAAAUAUUCUAUUCGAAUGCACGAGACCAAAGAGGAUAUCGCGGAAGAGAGCGAGGAGAGUCGUCGAGAACGGUGCGCGAUUCGCGGAACAAUUUUCCAUCGGUUGUCACGACGUUUGUCGAUGCUCAAGCGAACUUUGAGCGGGAAAUGCGGUCUUCACGAGACAUGAGCGACACUUAAUAAGGCCUGCUGACUGUUCGUCGCAAAACUUUUGACUGAUGACGUCAAAAGCGAGAAAAUGUAUAUCCAAAAUUUCCACGUUGACAUAAAAAAAUAUAUGCCUCCAUAUCUCUAAAUACAUCCAAAAAAAUGACAUGUACAAUCAAUCGAUUGAGCACCCCUUUAAAUACUCCGGACACUCUUUUCUGCACAAUCAAUAAAUAACUGUAAAAUUAACGUGCAAACUUUCUCUUCAAUCUACAUUUCUUUAUUAUUUCGUCGUGUUAAUUUCAGAUUACUUAUUGGUUGUUAAAGCAAAAAGAAAAGCGUUAAGAAUAUUUUAGAGACGUGCUUAAUCAAUUAUCAUCUUGCAUAUAUCUUUUUAUCUCGACAUAUUUUGUAGAAAUCUUGGGCAUGCGUUUCCUCGAUUCUGACAUCAAGAUGACCACAACGCGAAGCAAUUAGGAGCCUUAAAUACCAUGUGAUUAUUACCAAUACCGAUCGGUGAAGCUCCGCGAAUCGUCGCGAUUCCGUGUAGCAUUAGUCCGCUCGAGAAUGGGAUCGACGUGUGUUUCUUUCAUGUAGUAUGCGGAUCGUGCGAUCGAUUCUUGAACGACACGAAUGAUGUUGCGGAAGCUGGCAAUUCUUUCCUUACAAUUGCCAUAGGGCUUUGUACAUAGACGAACGAAAGUAGAGUACAUACUUACCGCGCUGUAACGCUAUUAGCUGUGACAUUAUUUCGAUAAGUGUAAACUUCGAUCGAUUUACAGGCGUCUCGCGACGCCUACCUCCUUCAGCCCAAAAAGAACGUAGCUAUGAGGCGAUUUCGAACAGCAGAGGAUAUUUUCCGGUUUUAUUCGUUAGAGAUAAAGAUAUCUAAAUCACGUUAUUUAUAUAUGUAGAUCCAUAUAUAUAUUAUGUAUAUGUAUAUGUGUAUAUAUAUAGGGAGAGAGAUAUAUAUAUACAUACAUACACGUAUACGUACACAUUCGCAGGGAGCUGAAUGUUCAGGUUUUAUUUUUCGACGACACUGUUAACGUUUCCCACAGUUCCUUCGUCAGUUUUUAAUUUCUGCAGCAGUCUAACGCAGCAAUAAGUAACACGAAACACCAAUAAGUAUCCGUCAAACAGUCGACUCGUUACGCCACGCCACGUUUAAGCGAAGCAAGAUCGUUCACGGAAAUCGUCAAUUUGUGAUGGCAAGUUUCACAAAUAUCUAUAAAUAUAGUGAAGAACAAAUACAAAGCAAAUAAACACGACUAAGACGCACUUUUGUUUCUCAGUCGGAGUAAUGACAAAACCGGCUUGCCUAAUUGACGACACUUGCUACGUAGAGUUUUAGCAAAAUAACGUGCGAGUCUCGCUGAGAUUUUUCCGAAGAUAAUUCCAAGGACACUGAUAUUAUCGUGACUCUUUAGGAAAUGUCUUACGACAGCGAAUACCACAAAGUACCACGACGUCUCCUUUUCUCUCACAGACACUCGCUCUCACACAGAAAUAUCUAUAAGGAAAAAUGAUAAAUAAUAUAUAACAGUUGUGUAUAUAUAUAUAUAUAUAUAUAUAUAUAUAUAUAUAUAUAUAUAUAUAUAUAUAUAUAUAUAUAUAAUUUUUCAUUUAGAUAAUAUUGAGUGUGUAUUGAAGUUAUGUAUCUAUGACUGUAACUUCAAUAUAUCUAUCAUCUAUAAUCAAAGGAAUCAUUAUCUGUUUAACAUUGAACACAUAGACUUUCGCUCGGUCUUAGCAUUCGCAAAUUUCAUGUCAAACGCGCACAAACGAUUAACAGUGUCACUUUUUUUUAUUUACACAAUCGAAACAGAUGAAAAAAACGUGUCGUCGACUAUGUAAAUACAUGUAUAGGUAAAACAGUAGUAAUUGUGGUGCGCGCCUGUGUAGUGUGCGUAUGUUAUACGCGUGUGCAUGCGUAAGAGCGUGGGUGCAUGAGGAAGAGAGAUCGAAAUAAAUCGAUAUAUGUUUAUAUUACUAUAUCGAACGUACAUCUAUUAAAAGUACGAUUUAAGCUUAAGUAUGUGGAUACUGUCUAUUUAACAGUUUAAGCGAUUGAUCCUUUGCAUUUCAAACUUAAGAGAGUAGACGUUAGAUAGUCUGUAAGUAUUUAUUAUUAUUUUGUAGCUACUUCCCGGAAAACACUGAGACGUCCUACGUUCCGAUUGUGACGUCUUUGAGACAUCUUAAGUAAGACGUCUUAUAGACAUCUUAAGUAAGACUGUUUCCAGUAAAAAAAAAAAGAACGCUGCGAGAAAAAAUAAAACGAUAUUAAAAUUAUA
Messenger RNA from Odontomachus brunneus, 11728 nucleotides. It is a transcript of the gene Asap, whose product is annotated as arfGAP with SH3 domain, ANK repeat and PH domain-containing protein. The transcript is spliced from 17 exons. The record is from RefSeq and is a predicted model, not a curated record. Gene Ontology annotation, cellular component: cytoplasm. Bases 2388 to 5456 code for a protein of 1022 amino acids. Gene Ontology annotation, biological process: positive regulation of GTPase activity. Gene Ontology annotation, molecular function: protein binding; GTPase activator activity. Lineage: Eukaryota; Metazoa; Arthropoda; Insecta; Hymenoptera; Formicidae.